Molecule: messenger RNA, 1886 nt
Organism: Impatiens glandulifera
Lineage: Eukaryota; Viridiplantae; Streptophyta; Magnoliopsida; Ericales; Balsaminaceae
Product: polygalacturonase At1g48100-like
Exons: 7
Coding region: 86-1669 (527 amino acids)
Biological process (GO): carbohydrate metabolic process
Molecular function (GO): polygalacturonase activity
Source: RefSeq, a predicted model, not a curated record
CAACUUCAUGGCUCUACAUUCUACAGUCCUCCCAUAAGCUCUGUUGCACCCCUUGCUAUAUAAAAAGUGAUCCAUCUCCUCUCCAAUGUGGGCAUCCUUCUAUUGCUUUCUCUCUCUAUCUCACUCACACACAAGCACAAAACUAUUAAGGAUGAAGAAGACGGGAUUUAGCUUUAGAAGCGUGAUGUCCAUGUUUCUGAUAGCCUUCCUUGUUUGGUCAUCAAAUAUGGAGGGUUGCCAUGCCAGGAAAAGAAGGCAUUGGGCGCAAAACAGAGGAGACACAGUUUCUUUGUACAAGAAGAAAGGGAAGAGCCACGGUAGUAAACAAAAAUCCAAGACUCCGACGACUUCCCCAAAGGAUCAUCCUACAUUAGCUCCAGUUCCAAGUCCAAAGCAAAGCCCCUCCUCUUCCUCUGUCUUUAAUGUUCUUAGCUUUGGUGCCAAGGGAGACGGAACAAGUGAUGACACAAAGGCAUUUCAGGCAGCAUGGGCAGCUGCUUGCAAAGUUAAGGCAUCAAUGGUUUUGGUUCCAUCAGAGUAUGAGUUUCUUGUUGGCCCCAUUUCAUUCUCUGGUCCCUACUGCCAACAUGACAUUGUUUUUCAGCUUGAUGGCACCAUUAUGGCUCCUACGAGCUCCAAAGCUUGGGGCUCAGGUCUACUACAGUGGCUUGAAUUCACAAAACUAAUAGGACUCACAAUCCAAGGGACGGGAAUCAUAGAUGGAAGAGGCUCCGUCUGGUGGGACAAGUAUCCAUAUAUCGAUCCAGAAUAUGAAGAAUUAGAUCCACUUAUUCCAUUUAAUGAGACAACGGAAGAAAUUCCGCCUAUACCAAUAAGCAGUGCAGAGACAGGGAAAAUGCCAAGCAUUAAACCAACUGCAGUAAGGUUCUAUGGGAGUUUUAACGUGACAGUCACAGGCAUUACCAUUCAAAACAGCCCUCAAUGCCACCUUAAGUUUGACAACUGCAUGGGGGUGUCCGUACACAACAUUGCCACCUUAUCUCCAGGUGACAGCCCCAAUACCGAUGGAAUUCAUUUGCAGAAUUCAAGGGAUGUUCUAAUCCGAAAUAGCAAUCUUGCAUGUGGAGAUGAUUGUGUGUCAAUACAAACUGGAUGCACAAAUGUGUACAUACACGAUGUCAAUUGCGGACCUGGACAUGGAAUCAGCAUAGGAGGACUAGGAAGGGACCAAACAAAAGCUUGUGUCUCGAACAUUACUGUCCGGAAUGUAGUAAUGAAGAACACAAUGAAUGGUGUCAGAAUAAAGACCUGGCAGGGUGGGUCAGGGUCUGUGAAGGGAGUAUUAUUCUCAAAUAUUCAAGUUUCUGAAGUUGAAGUGCCGAUAGUUAUAGACCAGUACUACUGCGACAAAACCCAAUGCACGAAUCAUACAUUAGCUGUGGGUCUUUCAGGAAUAACCUUUGAAAACAUAAGAGGAACGUACACAGUGAAAGCAGCACACCUUUCCUGUAGCAACACAGUGCCAUGUACUGAUGUUACCUUGACCAAUUUACAACUUAAACCUCUUCAAGAACAUAACCACAUGUAUGAUCCCUUCUGUUGGCAGAGUUUUGGGGAAUUGAAUUCCCCCACUAUCCCUCCUAUAAAUUGCCUACAACUCGGAAAGCCAUCAAAUGAUCAUGCUCAAGUUGAUACUGAUAUUUGUUGAACUUAGCAUAAUAUAUCUAUAUAUAUAUUUAUAUUUAUAGAUUCUGGUGUAUGCAGUUGUGUGGUUGGCAUGAUUUGUCCAACCCCCUUUUACACCAUCAUCAUCAUCAUCAUCCAUAUGAUAUAAUUUUAUAUAUGUAAACAAUUAGUGUUGGAAGAUAUGAUUGUUGGCCACAAGUAGUGAUUUAAAGACUUCAGCUAAGUUAAUAUUGUUAUCA